AUGGCGGGCGUUGACGAUGACGAUCAUGAUGUGUUGGAUGACGAGCAGUUAGAUGUUUUGCUUAAUUUUCCCCUUAAUAUACAAGAAGUAAUUGAUCAGGUUCUCCAUAGCGAUGAUCCCCUGGACCGUGCCGACUUCAAUCCUAUAGACCACAUCAACACACUGUUCCCAACAGAGCAGUCAUUAGUCAACAUUGAUGAUGUGGUUGGUAAAAUGCAACUGAAAAUACGAAAACUUGAUGAUGAAAUAAGAACAGUAGUACGAGGACAGACAAAUGCAGGUGAGGAUGGAAGACAGGCUUUGGAAGAGGCCCAAAAGGCAAUUCAAGAACUUUUCUCUCAGAUCAAAGAAAUCAAAGAAAAGGCAGACAAAUCAGAGGAAAUGGUGAAAGAAAUAACACGGGACAUUAAACAACUUGAUCAUGCUAAAAAGAAUUUGACAAGCUCUAUUACAACUCUGAAUCACCUCCACAUGUUGGUAGGAGGUGUGGAUUCACUUUCGAUGUUGGCCAAGAAAAGACAAUAUGGAGAUGUUGCAAAUUUACUUCAGGGAGUUCAAAAUGUAUUGGAACAUUUUCAGAAAUACAUGGAAAUUCCACAAAUAAAACAAUUAGCCGACAGAGUCAAAUCGAUUCAGUCAGAUCUUGGAUCACAAAUUCUUGCUGAUUUUGAAGAAGCUUUUCAGGGAGCUGGUGCAAAGUAUGGCCCUUCAAAUCAAAAACAGUUAAGAGAGGCCUGCUUUGUUGUUGAUGUUUUGGAUUCCAAAGUGAAGAAAGAUCUACUAGCUUGGUUUGUCAAAGUUCAGUUGUCAGAAUAUCUUGUCCUGUUUGGUGAAAAAGAAGAAGUAGCCUGGCUGGAUAAGAUAGACAGAAGAUAUGCUUGGAUAAAAAGAACCUUAGUGGACUUUGAGGAGAAGUUUGGACCAUUAUUUCCGGAGGCUUGGGAAGUUUCAGAGAGGAUAUGUAUUGAUUUUUGUAAUAUUACAAGGUCAGAACUGUCCAAGAUAAUGGGGAGAAGACUGCAUGAAAUUGAUGUCAAAUUGUUGCUUUUUGCUAUACAAAGAACCACCAAUUUUGAGGCAUUGAUCACAAGAAGAUUCACUGGUGUAACUCUGAAUGAAUCACAGAAUGUUCCUAUUCCAAGUCCCCAGACACAGUCUACAAAUCCAUUCAAAGAGUCUACAAAUCCAUUUGAGACAGAAUCCGAUGGAGAAAGUGGUUCUUUAGAAGAAACAAAGGACACUGCUAAGCAAGCUGGCUCUCCAUUUACCGGUAUUAUCUCUAAGUGCUUUGAACAACACCUGAAUAUUUACAUUGAUUCACAAGAUAAGAACUUGGCAGAGCUGAUAAACAGAUUUUUGGAAGAUUUGAGGCAGCAUGGGACUCCUAGAAUGGCAUCAGAUGAGGGUAGCAAUGUACUUCCCAGUUGUGCAGACCUGUUUGUGUUCUACAAAAAAUGCAUGGUUCAGUGCUCACAGCUUAGCACUGGACAGCCCAUGAUUGAUCUCACAAGAACAUUUCAAAAAUAUCUUAGAGAAUAUGCCAAUAGAGUCCUUCUGAACAAUCUACCCAAAGCUUCAAAUCAGAGUGGAGGAUUGACUUCAGCGUCCGGUCUGAUACAAAGCAUCCUGAAAGAAGGGGAGGUAACCAAGUUCACAGAGGAGGAGCAGUGUCGGAUCUGUAGUAUUCUAUGUACAGCAGAGUACUGCAUGGAAACAAGCCAACAGCUGGAGGAAAAACUGAAAGAAAAAGUGGACCCCUGCCUCUCAAGUCAGAUAGAUUUAAACUCCGAACAAGACACAUUCCAUAAUGUUAUAUCCAAUUGUAUACAACUGCUAGUGCAAGAUCUAGAGACAGCUUGUGAGCCGGCUCUCACUGCAAUGAGCAAGAUGUCUUGGUCAUCUGUAGAGGCAGUGGGGGAUCAGAGUGGAUAUAUAACUGCCAUCACAGGCCACCUAAAACAAAACCUACCAGUCAUCAGGGACAACCUAGCGUCAUCUCGAAAAUUCUUCACACAAUUUUGUCUAAAGUUUGCCAAUUCUUUCAUUCCCAAGUUUAUCAGCCAUCUCUUUAAAUGCAAGAACAUAAACACAGUGGCUGCGGAGCAGCUGCUGUUAGACACACAUUCCUUAAAAACAAUUUUGCUGGACUUGCCAUCCCUUGGAUCUAAUGUGGUUAGAAAAGCUCCAACCAGUUUUACAAAAAUCGUUAUCAAAGGCAUGACAAGAGCAGAACAUGUACUAAAGGUUGUGAUGUCACCACAUGCUGAUCAGCACAGAUUUGUGGAGAGUUACUACAGAAUGCUAAGUGAUUCCGAUCUGAACGAAUUCCAGAAAGUCCUCGAAAUGAAGGGUUUGCGUAGGAGCGAACAAAGUAACCUUUUAGAAAUUUAUCGUGCAAAAAUGCCUUUGACGGCAGCAACAGGAGGGACGCAUGGCGACUUAAAUCCCGGGAUCUCCUUACAAACCCAAACUUCUGAGCAGGAAUCCAGCCGGAUCAGAAAACUAGAGAGGCUUAUCAAAAAGAGACUUUGAUACCGUACAUGAUAUCCAUUAAUAUAAUUAUAUAAAUCUUUUUGUUAUACAGUAUAAAAAAGUGAAUAUGGUGAUUUUUAUUUUCAAAAUCAAAUUAUAUCCUUAAACUUUGACCAAAAAAGGAACACUGUUUUCAUGACUUUAAGCAUGAUCUGUCAAUCCCAAAGUUUAUUGGUCAUUUUAUCCUGAAAUUUACCCAAAUGGCAAUACUACUAGUGUAUAUGUUAAAUGUUCAUUCUCAGUUGGUUUCAUACAUGUACUAGGUGUGUAUAUUGGAGUUCUGUCUGAAAAAAAACAAA
Molecule: messenger RNA, 2831 nt
Organism: Saccostrea cuccullata (small rock oyster)
Lineage: Eukaryota; Metazoa; Mollusca; Bivalvia; Ostreida; Ostreidae
Product: vacuolar protein sorting-associated protein 53 homolog
Exons: 2
Coding region: 1-2532 (843 amino acids)
Biological process (GO): retrograde transport, endosome to Golgi
Cellular component (GO): GARP complex
Source: RefSeq, a predicted model, not a curated record